CCAUUGAAUCUAAGUCCCAGCAGUUGAUUGAACGUUAUUUCCUUCGUAUGGUCCCCGACAGCAAGAAUCCAAAACCCCAAAAGCAAAGCACAUCUUUUGCCUCUUCCUUUCUCUUACUUUUCCUUCUCCACUUCGAUAUUUCGAUGUGGAGAAAUAAACCCACCAAAAACAGCAAAAUUUCUAGCUGAAAACACCAAUUUCACAGCCAAGAAAAGCUAAAUAUGUCUCGAUCCGAAUCUUUCCCAUCCACCACCACCACCAGCGUCCAUGUCACCGCCCUAGACGGCCUGGUAAAUGUUAAUUCCCUCUUUACAAUAGCAGUCUUUGUUGGUCUCUCCUUGACUACUCCCGGCCAGCACAGCCUCGAAAACCCAUCUGCCUGCGAUGCCGGCAUCGACGUGGCUGAGAAACUCCUGAUUUUCGAGGUGGUUUCUUUCAGCUUCUUUCUGUUUUCCUCUCUAGUGGCCCAAGGCCUUAAAUUGGCCAUUAAUUUGUUAAAUAGCAAGGAUGUGGAUGAGAUCUUCAGGGCCCAUAUAAAUAUAAAGGUGUUGAGGUUUGGAAUGUUGACCUCCGCCGUUGGUUCUGUGAUGGGGUGCUUGUUUUUGAUGCUGUCAAUGGUAAAUGUGAUCCAGAUUAGAUUGGGGAUGCUAUCUUGUGGGAGUAAGUCCGCAGUGCACGCGGUGGCUGCACUGGCGGUUCUGAUGACCUCUGCUCUGGCUGUUUAUAUUUCCACUGCUGUGUAUUCCUUUUAUCAUUGAAUCAUAUUGUUGGUUAUUUGCCGAAGUUUGUUAAUCUAGAGUGAUUAGUCACCUUGGUAGUUUCGUAUCAGCUAUUUGUACGAGAAGAACCUAUGUCUUUGCUUACUGAAAUUUAGAAUGUCCUCGGCACUGAAGUCAUCCAA
Messenger RNA from Olea europaea var. sylvestris, 901 nucleotides. RefSeq lists its product as uncharacterized. NCBI's taxonomy places the organism in Eukaryota, Viridiplantae, Streptophyta, Magnoliopsida, Lamiales, Oleaceae. The record is from RefSeq and is a predicted model, not a curated record. The coding region runs from base 222 to 758 and encodes 178 amino acids. The transcript has 2 exons.